This is a messenger RNA of Sceloporus undulatus (fence lizard), 3594 nucleotides long. RefSeq names its product solute carrier family 6 member 15 (gene SLC6A15). Bases 319 to 2505 code for a protein of 728 amino acids. Gene Ontology annotation, molecular function: proline:sodium symporter activity. Lineage: Eukaryota; Metazoa; Chordata; Lepidosauria; Squamata; Phrynosomatidae. Gene Ontology annotation, cellular component: plasma membrane. The record is from RefSeq and is a predicted model, not a curated record. The transcript is spliced from 12 exons. Gene Ontology annotation, biological process: sodium ion transmembrane transport; L-leucine transport.
CCUCCUUCUCAUCAUCGCACACUGUCUUGCUGGCUCCUGCCCCUCGCCCAGCGCCCAGCACUGCGGUAGAGACAGAGAGAGACAGCGAGACAGACGCCCAAGCCACGCUGCUGGGCGCCCUUGGACAGAAGGUAUUUAUGUUAACGGCAAGCCAUUACGAACAGCAAGCCAUUACAAACAUCUUGAUCACAUUGCAUAAAGGGACUCCGUUGACAUUUUGUCAAACAUUUUUGACUUGGCAAAAAACAGAUACCGACUGAGGCUGGAUAGCCUGUCUGAAGUGAGGCUGAUCUGGCUUUUAUCAUUUCCCCAUUGCAAAUGCCUAAGAACAGCAAGGUGGUAAAAAGAGAAAUAGAUGAUGAUGUCAUCGAGUCAGUUAAGGAUCUCCUGUCAAAUGAAGACUCUGUCGAAGAUGCCUUCAAGAAAAGCGAGUUGUCUGUUAAUGAUUCAGAGGACAAAGAAGUAGAUGUGGAAGAAGGAUCGGAUGUAGAAGAUGAGAGACCAGCAUGGAAUAGCAAACUUCAGUAUAUUCUGGCCCAAGUUGGAUUUUCUGUAGGUCUUGGGAAUGUAUGGCGAUUCCCAUACCUGUGUCAAAAAAAUGGAGGAGGUGCCUACCUUGUACCAUAUUUAAUUCUGCUGCUGGUCAUAGGGAUCCCGCUUUUUUUUCUGGAGCUUUCAGUGGGUCAGAGAAUCCGUCGUGGAAGUAUUGGAGUAUGGAAUUAUAUCAGUCCCAAACUUGGUGGAAUCGGAUUUGCAAGCUGUAUAGUGUGCUUUUUUGUGGCCCUCUACUACAAUGUCAUCAUUGGAUGGAGUUUGUUUUACUUUUCUCAGUCCUUUCAGCACCCACUGCCAUGGGACCAAUGUCCUUUGGUGAAAAAUUCUUCUCAUACCUUUGUGGAGCCAGAAUGUGAAAAAAGCUCAGCUACAACCUAUUACUGGUACAGAGAAGCACUCAAUAUUUCCAGCUCCAUCUCGGAGAGUGGAGGUCUGAACUGGAAAAUGACUGUGUGCUUGCUGGCUGCUUGGGUUAUGGUGUGUCUAGCAAUGAUUAAAGGCAUCCAGUCUUCAGGCAAAAUAAUGUAUUUUAGCUCUCUUUUCCCUUAUGUGGUACUUAUAUGCUUUCUAAUCCGAGGGCUGCUCUUAAAUGGUUCAUUGGAUGGCAUUCGUCAUAUGUUUACCCCUAAGCUUGAAAUAAUGCUGGAGCCCAAGGUCUGGAGAGAAGCUGCUACUCAGGUGUUCUUUGCCUUAGGGCUUGGAUUUGGUGGAGUCAUUGCCUUUUCAAGCUACAACAAGAGAGACAACAACUGCCAUUUCGAUGCGGUUCUGGUGUCCUUCAUCAAUUUUUUCACUUCUGUGCUGGCAACUUUGGUGGUGUUUGCUGUUCUGGGCUUCAAAGCAAAUGUCAUAAAUGAGAAAUGCAUUAUCCAAAAUUCUGAAAGGAUUGUUAACCUUCUGCAUAUGGGAAAUCUUAGCAGAGAUGUCAUUCCUGCUCAUGUUAAUUUCUCAAGCAUUUCAGCAGAAGAUUAUAAUCUGGUUUAUGAUAUCAUCCAGAAAAUAAAAGAAGAAGAAUUUCCUCUUGGACUGAAACCCUGCCUGAUUGAAGAUGAACUAGACAAGGCUGUUCAAGGAACUGGUUUGGCUUUCAUUGCCUUUACAGAAGCCAUGACACACUUCCCUGCUUCUCCCUUCUGGUCAGUGAUGUUCUUUCUCAUGCUGGUAAAUUUAGGGCUUGGCAGCAUGUUUGGAACCAUUGAAGGGAUCACUACCCCUAUAGUUGAUACCUUCAAAGUAAGAAAAGAAAUACUGACUGUUACAUGCUGUCUUCUUGCAUUUUGCAUUGGCCUAAUAUUUGUGCAGCGGUCUGGUAAUUACUUUGUAACUAUGUUUGAUGACUACUCAGCCACAUUACCUCUGCUUAUUGUGGUCAUUUUGGAGAACAUUGCCAUGUCUUACAUUUAUGGGAUAGACAAGUUUAUGGAAGACCUAAAAGAUAUGCUUGGCUUUUCUCCAAACCCAUACUAUUACUAUACCUGGAAAUAUGUUUCCCCUGUUGUUUUAUUAUCUUUGCUGGUAGCUAGCAUUGUCCAAAUGGUAUUAAGCCCUCCUGGUUACAAUGCAUGGAUUGAAGAGAAGGCAACUGAAGAAUUCCAGAACUACCCAACUUGGGGGCUAAUUGUCUGUAUCUCUCUCAUUAUUUUGGCUAUGCUUCCUGUCCCAGUAGUUUAUGUGAUCCGCUGCUGCAAUCUCAUUGAUGAUAGUUCUGGUAGUUUGGCAGCUGUUUCCUACAAAAGAGGACGGAUUAUCAAGGAGCCCGUGAAUCUUGAGGGAGAUGAUACCAGUCUGAUCAAUGGGAAGAGUCCAAGUGAGGUGCCAUCUCCAAAUUUUGGCAAAAAGAUAUACCGAAAACAGACUAACUCUCCAACAGUGGAUACUGCUCCCAAUGGUCGCUAUGGUAUUGGUUACAUAAUGGCAAAUAUGUCAGAUAUGCCUGAGUCUGACUUGUAGCUACAAAAGUAGGGUUGAUGCCUUUGUUGUUAUUCUGCACCACUGAACAUUUGUUCUCUUUAAGAGAAGUGGUCCACUUCCCUUACUAGAGCGCAAUCUCAGGUGCCCAAUGGCUGUGUCCUUUUAAAAAGAUCAUGACAUACGGUACAAAGAGCUUGAAAAUCCCUUUUUGGCUCACUUCUCUGGUUUCCCUUUGUACUGAAGGGGAUGCACAUAGAUAUUAAUUGGUAAUGGCCUCGCUUUGUCAGGUUUGCCAGAUUUUUUAAAAAUUAUUUUUGCAUUUAAUUUGAAAGUUUUUCUAUCUUUAAAGUACAGGUGUUACCUCAGUUUGUAGCAAUUUUUUAAGUGAAUUCAUAUUUCUCUACUGCUGUAACUGGAAUUUCCUUCUUUGUUCCUGCUGGUUAAAUUCCCCCUUAUUGGAAAACAAAAAUGAGUUCCAAAGAGUUUGCCAAGCCUGUUUUGACUGCACUUAUUUGUACAUAACAUUUUGUAGAUACUCUCGUACUUUUUUAAAGCAACCACAAUUCCUUAGGCUACUAGCUGAAUUUAAAAAGAAAAAAAAGGAGAGAAAGCAGCAAACCAACAUAUUAAAAACCCUGCAGAUUAUUUUCUUACAUGUAAUAGCUGUAUAGAGCAAUAGUAUUAGUAAAUCAAGUAUGAUUAUGCUGGAAACAAAAGAAAUCCUCAAACCUUGGGGAACUGCAUAUGACGUGGCUGUACUAUAUUUGGUUUUUUCAGUGUGAAAAUUAUGUCAGAGCGAGUCACUUCAAGACUCUUAAUGAUUGUGCAGAUUCUGCAUUUUUCUAAGCUGUGUGCCUAAAAACAAACAAACACAAAACCCCUCCUAAUAUUUAUUGUGGUUACAAGAUUAUAUAUAUUAUAUUUAUAUAUAAUAUACUUGUAAUGUACAUAUGUAUAGUAAUAUUGUAUGUAACAGCUUCAAGCCUUGAAGCCAGAUGACUUUAAAAAUUGUUUCUGUUUUGCUUCUGUUUUAUGCAAAGAAGAUUGUUUUCCCCCUCAGUCAGUGAUAAUUAAGAACUGUAUGCCAUUACAUUUAAUCUAGGAAUAAAGAGAGUGGAAAGUUGUUUA